This is a messenger RNA of Blepharisma stoltei, 604 nucleotides long. The record is from the annotation of a GenBank genome assembly. NCBI's taxonomy places the organism in Eukaryota, Ciliophora, Heterotrichea, Heterotrichida, Blepharismidae.
AUGAGCAAGCCUAAUACCGUAAGUCAAGCACUUGGUGAGAUCGAAAAAGCUUACGCGACUAUUUUGUCAAAGCUCCCAUUAACCAAUGAGGGUACUGAAUCCACCCCAAAGCGAGCUGCCAAAGCUUUAGUUGAGCUAACCCAAGGCUAUUUUACAACGCCUUGCGAAAAAAUCGGAGAAGGCAUUUUCCCACAUGACGGUUCAGGAGUUGUCCACGUUAAAGGACUGGAGAUUUGCUCUCUCUGUGAGCAUCAUCUACUGCCUUUUAUAGGAAAUUGCUCUAUCACGUAAGUUUUAUUAUAGGUACAUCCCUGAUAAAAAGAUGCUCGGUCUCAGCAAACUCAAAAGAAUCUCUGAUAUCUUCGCACGGCGUCUUCAGGUCCAGGAAAGACUCACAGAGCAAAUUGCUGAUGCCAUUGAAAAAGCGAUCCAGCCAAAGGGAGUGCUUGUCGUCAUAAGAAGCGUACAUUUGUGUAUGAAAAUGAGAGGAGUUUGUGAAAAGGAUCCGGAAACUUGUACGGUGGUGAGAAAAGGCGAAUUCGCGAACAAUCAAUUACUCACUAUGCAAUACAUGGCUGAAAGCCAGCAUACUCCGAAACUUUAA